Messenger RNA from Gigantopelta aegis, 1943 nucleotides. Its product is annotated as BTB/POZ domain-containing protein 6-like. The transcript has 4 exons. NCBI's taxonomy places the organism in Eukaryota, Metazoa, Mollusca, Gastropoda, Neomphalida, Peltospiridae. Gene Ontology annotation, cellular component: cytosol. The record is from RefSeq and is a predicted model, not a curated record. Gene Ontology annotation, biological process: neurogenesis. Bases 51 to 1943 code for a protein of 630 amino acids.
UGCUAUUUUUGACGUCUGUCACACUGUGUGAGUUAGGAAAUUAUUUAGUCAUGCAGGCUCAAGUCAAGUUGCCACCAAAGAGAGGAAGGGCGUAUCGAUGUUUAAAGGGAGAUGACUUCGUGGGAGAGAGGGGAAAAGUAAUUUCCCACAUCUACAAGAUGCAUCUACCUCUUGACCAAUCACCAUAUUUUUGUACUUUAUGCACCUUUAGAUGCAUGAAGUUGGAGCAGCUGGCAACGCAUGUGUCUGCGUACAAAGACCACAUAGACAGGGUGAGAAGAGCGGAGGAAAGUGGAGAAGAGGUGGAUGAGGCAAUCCACUUGAAGGAAUCUACUUGUCCGUAUAUAGUAGCAGAUGGCCUCGACAUGGAGCGGUUGUCAGCUGAUGAGUCCAAUAGUCUGUGGCAACAAAGGGCAGGUCAACGAUUUAAAAACAACACUGUUUCUAAAGCUGUCCAACCAUUGCCAGCACCUCAGCCAGUGACGGCCAUAUGUGUCCCAACAGCAGCACCAGUCACCACCACAACAUCGGAACCUUCAGCAACUGAAGUGACAGUGGUCGAAGCUAUGCCAGACAACUUGUCAUUAUGGAGUUUUUUAAACUCCCCAGCGGAGAUCCAGGAGCCACCUUCAGCGAUUAUUCCACCAGCUGUCGAGGAAACUCAGAAAAGACAUUCCAGGUCCCAGUCGAGGUCACGGUCGAGAUCUCCCGAGUCUUCUGCUUCAUCAGAUAGCUGUAGAGAUCAAAUGGUAAAAUUGACACAGGCGGUCGUGGAAAUAGUCAGGGAUAACAGGGAGCAAAUGAUAAUAUUUGCUAAAGCCAUCGACGACCUAACAGCUGCAAUUAGGCAACAGAACGAGCUGCUGGCCACUGUCAACAUUACAAGGUAUCUCUACACAGAUGACAUCACAAUGGAUGGUGCCAAUGUAAUGGGUUUGUUGUACGUAUCAAGUAAGUAUGACGUCAAAACCCUGGAACAGAAGUGCCUGACGUAUUUGCCGUCAUUGAUGACGCCAGACAACGCCUGUGUGAUACUGGAACAGGCCCACUUGUUUGAUGAGCAGGAAUUGAAAGAAAAAGCUCUGACUUGUAUUUUGGCAAAUGGAGAUGCCGCUCUACAAUCAACUGGAGUUACCGACCUUUCUCACGAAUGCUUGGCUAAGAUUAUACAAGCGGAAGAACUGGAGGUCGAUGAACAAUCUGUCUUUGAAGCUGUUGUGGCGUGGAGUGAGACUGCGUGCAGGAAACAGAACAAAGAUGUAACUCACGAAAACAGACGACAAAUGCUUGGGGAAGCCAUAAAGCAAGUGAGAUUUCCUCUACUUGACCACAGAUACUUAGUGAAACAUAUAAUACCAACUAAUCUUCUGACUGAUGCAGAAAAACUCAAGAUCUUCGCAAACUGUCUGUGUCCAAAUGAAAAUAUUUCACCGUUUAACGCCAACAAGCGCACAGGUACUAUUCGUCGAAAGAACAUUACAAUACAGCGCCUCACCAAAAAUAAUAAACAUGAUAUGACAUCUUCCAAUGACCAUUCAAUUGUGUUUUCUGUAAACCAACACGCAUCACUGCAAGGCUUCUGGUUGUAUGGUCCCAGUAACAGCUCUACUGCACAUUAUCACAUCCGAGCUUUCAUAACUGACCCGGAAGUAGAUGACGUAAUCGAAGGUUCAUCAAUGAAAACGUCAGUCGAAACUUCUAAGACAAUAUAUGAUGUGACGUUUCCUCGACCCCUAAAACUGAGGAAAGACAAGGUUUACAAUCUGAUUGUUAACCUCGAUGGGCCUGACUCACACCGUGGUAUGUGGGGUAAAUCUACAGUACAGCACGGGUCGUUUGUGUGCUCGUUCUUCAAUCGCCAGGAAUCCAAACACAGUAACAAACUAACCGGUUGCACAGGUGUAGAUGCAGGACAGAUACCUGGUUUGAUGUUCUUAGUAUGA